AUGUACUUCCACGUACCUCUUAUUCUCUUCCUGCUCGCCAGCGCCGCCCCGUCCGAGGCCAACAUCUUCGCGCGAGGCUCGGAGCACAUCCUCCGCAGUAUUGACUCUGCCCACCGACAUGCGGUGAAGCGCAGCUCCAAUCUGGCUCGCGACUUGCGACGCGCAUUCUCGCCGAUCCUAGUGUCACAGGACAGUAGCUCGCAAAGUGUCUACUGCGUGACGGGAGAUGGCCUCGCGGAGAGUGGCGGCGGGUCGUCUGGGUCUGGGUCGUCUGGGGGCUCCGGUAGCAGCGGAAGCGCGUCCGCGAAGGCAUCGGGUACCGCGUCAGCGUCCGCACCUACUGCGAGCAGUUCGGGUACCGCGUCGUCAUCGCCGUGGAAGUUGAAGCAGAGCUACGAGGGCAACUCGUUCUUCAGCGGCUGGACAUUCUGGACCGAAUCCGAUCCCACUGAUGGCAAUGUGCAAUACGUCGAUUCCGGUACUGCUUCAUCGGGGAACCUGACAGGUAUCAACAGCGCAGGAAACGCAUACAUGCGUGUCGACACGACGCAGACCGUGUCGGGCAACCGCAAGAGCGUGCGUAUCACGACCGACUACACGUUCUCCGGCGGUCUGGUUAUUCUUGACGCCGUACAUGUGCCUACUGGCUGUGGCACCUGGCCCGCCUUUUGGUCUGACGGCCCCAACUGGCCGAACGGUGGCGAGAUCGACAUCGUUGAGGGCGUGAACACCCUGACUAUCAACCAGGCCUCCAUCCACACCUCUCACGGCUGCAAUCUCCCGUCAGGGGACAGCAGCACGUUGGGCAUCAGCGGAACCGUCGUGGGUGGCACCAAUUGCGCUGCCGCUGAGACAGGCGAUGCUGGCUGCGGUGUGCAGUCGAGUAGCACCAAUUCAUUUGGUGCCGGCUUCAACUCCAUCGGCGGAGGUGUCUACACAAUGCAAUGGACGAACGAUGGCAUCAAGGUCUGGUUCUUCCCGCGCUCCUCCAUCCCAUCGGACAUCUCAAGUGGCUCUCCUGACUCUUCGAAAUGGGGGACGCCACUGUCAUUCUGGCCGAGCACGGACUGCAACAUGUCGACGUACUUCUACGACCACCAGGCGAUCUUCGACACAACGCUCUGCGGUCAAUGGGCAGGUACUGCCUGGGGUGCGACUGGUACCGGUCAGAGCCAGAGCUGUGCGACGACGACCGGCGUGUCCACUUGCGCCGACUAUGUUGCGAACCACGGCGACGGCUUUGCGGAUGCCUACUGGGAGGUGAAGAGCGUCAAGAUCUACCAGGAAAGCUGA
Fomitopsis serialis is the source of this 1293-nucleotide messenger RNA. RefSeq names its product concanavalin A-like lectin/glucanase domain-containing protein. Gene Ontology annotation, biological process: glucan catabolic process. Gene Ontology annotation, molecular function: hydrolase activity, hydrolyzing O-glycosyl compounds. The transcript is spliced from 7 exons. NCBI's taxonomy places the organism in Eukaryota, Fungi, Basidiomycota, Agaricomycetes, Polyporales, Fomitopsidaceae. Bases 1 to 1293 code for a protein of 430 amino acids. The record is from RefSeq and is a predicted model, not a curated record.